AUGUCCACCGGAGAAGAAAACUACGUGGAAGAUGGCAUCAAGUGUCUUCAUUUGGGGAUGUAUGAGACUGGAGUUGGCGAAUUUAACGUCUUCAAUCUCGCCACCAACCACUACCAUCGAUACGAGGCCCUUGAACGCACUGGCGCAGUCGAUAUCACUUGUUACCUUGAGAAGGUCAUUCAUGGAACCUUGAGUCCUACCCAAUACGGAUCUAUCAUCGUCAUGCAAUGGUUUUUCCAACCAGGGCCAGGGCGUCGUAUUUCCGAAGCCACCAUCAAACUACUGUUCGAAGUUGAGUCAAGUGAUAGUGAUACCGAGCUCGAGGUCAAAUAUAUAUCGUUCGAAGGGACAUACAGCUUGAUGCCUACGACGCAAGAAACCAGUACCACUAGGGGUAUCGAGGCUACAGCUGGCGUUCAAGAAGUUGCCCAGGCCAAUUUAACUGCAAAGUGGGAAAGUGCAACUACAACAACCGCGUCCGAGUCUAUUACACUCAACGGCGGCAAGCGACUUUUCAAGAAUACACCGCCCAAGCGAAUCGCCAAAUGGGAACUUUGCGAAAACAACUCCCAGCCUCAAGGGAUUCCUGGUAUGCUGAGGGUCGCGGUGCUGGUCGCGAGAGAUGACGAGGAGAAAUUCCAAUGCAGGGUCGACUUUGCCUGUAAGACAGACUUAAAGACGAAACUGGCGGGAAUGUUUGAGAAGAUCCCGAAAGACGAUCCGAUUGUUUUCCAACCAGAUAGCUCGGAUAAAGGUAAGCGAGAAAACAGAAAUAUCACUUAUGAUGCAAAAGACUUGGGGAACAUCUGUCUAGACGAUUUGUCUGAGGUCACUUAUCGCAGAGUCAUCACAAACGGUGAAAAGAUUUGGAAGUAG
Molecule: messenger RNA, 876 nt
Organism: Fusarium venenatum
Lineage: Eukaryota; Fungi; Ascomycota; Sordariomycetes; Hypocreales; Nectriaceae
Source: RefSeq, a predicted model, not a curated record